AUGGCCACAAUCGACAUCAACCUCGCGACGCGCUUCCUCUUCGCGACGCAGAUCCACUUCUGCUGCAUGUAUGCUGUGUUCAUCUGGGACUGGAUUACCGGCAUUCUGUCGGAGUACAGACUCAUCUGGAAGACGAAGUGGACGCCCGUGAAAGCUUUGUACCUGUUCACGCGAUACUGGGUCAUCUGUAUCAUACCAUAUGUGCUCUGGUGUUAUACCGUAGACCACGAUCAGGAUACGUGCAACAAGAUCUUUCGCUCGCCUGUGGCGCUUGCGAUGUGGAACCAGGUCGGCUCAGAAGCGAUCUUGACCGUACGCACGUACGCCUUCUUCGGCCGCAACCUCUACGUCCUCGGCGUAUGCCUGUCGAUGCUGGGCGCUAUCAUCUCGUACCAGCUCUGGGCCCUGACCACAAAGAUGCUCCCGCUCCCAUUCUUAAACGGCGUCUCGGGCCCCUGCCUGCCGAUGGCGAUCCUCGGCCAAGCGCACCUCCUCGGCUUCUUCGUCGCGCCGCUCUGCUUCGACACGAUCAUCACCGUCGCGACGCUCUGGAAGGCGGUCGCGAUGCGCAGGGCGAACGGGCCGUCGAGCCAUAUUAUACAGGUGUUCUUGAAGAACGGCAUCUUUUACUUUUUGUUGAUUUCGGGCGCGAACUUGCUCAAUGGGAUCUUCUACUUCCAACCACACGCGGAGAUGUCGGCCAUCAUGAUUCCGCUGAGCAUCAUCCUCAGCCCCCUCCUCGCCUGCCGCCUGAUCCUCGACAUCCGCCAACGCGCAGCCGGCGGGUCCAACAACGCCUACACCUCCAGCGAAAAAGGGCCCGCGCUCCCCGUCCGCAUCCCGCGGCCCUUCAACGCCUCCCACACCACCUCCCGAAACGGUGGCUUCGAACUUCGCUCGCGGCCGAAUGAGUCUCACGUCGAAGCCGAGCAGGAGCAGGAGGAUCCAGAUUAUAAGGGCGUCGAUCCUACGGGCUCGUAUCACUCGGUCAGGCUGCCUAGUUCCAGCCCGUUGAACGGGAUCAGGGUCGAGGUGGCGAAGAAUGUUAGUGUUGAGUAUCGGUGA
Molecule: messenger RNA, 1065 nt
Organism: Peniophora sp. CBMAI 1063
Lineage: Eukaryota; Fungi; Basidiomycota; Agaricomycetes; Russulales; Peniophoraceae
Source: the annotation of a GenBank genome assembly